AUGUUCUACAAACCUAAAGAGCUAGAAAGCAUUGUUAUCAACAAAUUUGGUCAUCCAACAUUAUCUUGGAUUAUGAGAGUUCAAAUUGCACUUGACAUUGCAAGAGGGUUGGAAUACACACAUGAACACACUAAGCCUCAUUAUGUUCACCGAGACAUCAAAUCAAGCAAUAUUUUACUCGAUGCCUUCAAAGUCAAGAUUUCAGAUUUUGGGUUGGCAAAACUUGUUGGAAUAACUAACGAUGGAGAGGCUUCUGCUAGAGUGGUUGGCACUUUUGGUUAUUUAGCUCAAGGAUACUUGAGGGAUGGAAGGGCUACAACAAAGAGUGAUGUAUAUGCAUUUGGUGUUGUUCUUUUUGAACUAAUAUCAUUAAAAGAAGCCAUUACACGAACUGUAGCGGUUACAAAAAAUUCAGAGAGACGUUCAUUAGCAUCCAUUGUAAGCCCACAAUUGGAUGAUUUCUCUCUUGCCAUUGCUCAAGGCAUUUCCCAUGAGCUUCGCAAUAUCUUGUGUUCAAUUGGUUUAAAAAUCACUAGUCACCUUGUAUUUAAUCCAUUGAAAGAGUUGAAAAAUGAAUCUGUCAAUUAUAUUCCUGAGCUUCAACAAGAACUUCUCAUUAUCUUCAUCAACCACCUUUACAAGUCUAUCAACCAAAUGUUGUCUCUGUUCAAAUCCAAGAUCAAUGACAUCAACUUCAUUGGAAGCUUCUCAAGUGAAGCCCAUUUAAGAGCCUCUUCAUCAUCUUCUUCACGAAAAGAUUUUGAAAACACAUCAUUCCUAGAAUUCCUCCAUACAGAAGUACUUCCAGAUCUUAAACUUGGUGUUCUUCAACUUGGUGCCCUUAAACUCCCUAACUGUAUGCUACUACAAGCUUUAUACUUCACAAUAUCUGGCGUUCAAUUUGUUUUUGUUUAA
Messenger RNA from Lactuca sativa (garden lettuce), 915 nucleotides. The record is from RefSeq and is a predicted model, not a curated record. Lineage: Eukaryota; Viridiplantae; Streptophyta; Magnoliopsida; Asterales; Asteraceae.